UUAUCGUGCAUGAAAAAAAUGUGUCGAGUGCGUGCGGUGCGGUAAUGCGACGUGUUCCGACGAAUUCGUCAAUUUGAGAGGGGAAAACCGGCAAAUUCCGAAACGAUUUUGGGUGAUUUCACUCAUAUUAACAUAAGUUGGUGUAUUGCAGGUUAACACACAUUGAAGUCCUAGCCCUGGUCGUUCACAGGCCUCACCUAAUGUCUGGCAGUGCCAACAUUUCUGAUCCUGGUCUGCGGGCACGCACCAUGUCCUCCUUCCUAUACCAGCUGUCUGCGCGAGACAGGGAACUAGACCUCGUCCAUUUGGAUCACUGUUACUCCAAGUCAUGGAGCGCACACCCAGACGCCAGCCAUGCCAAGCCGGCCCGGUUACUGUUUGUCCCAAGGACCCUCCGACUUCGCCAGGACAGACAAAACGUUGUUGAACCAGAUAUACCCAUCGAUGUUGUCACCCCUUCGCCAUCCAACAUGGUUGCCUACGACAGUGGGAGGGCGCACUCCGUCAUGAACGAAUGCCAGCGGCACGUCAACUUUGCACGCUCCAGCACGUCGGAAGUGCACACGGACGAAGAAUGGGAGAAGAACCUUACUAAAAUUGGAUGGACCAAUCAACAGAAUAAGCUGUUUGAUAAGAUCAUCAAGCACAUGCAGUCAGAACGAUUGGCAAGACUAGCUUACGAUGGGAAUCCUAAUGAACCAGUGUUGAGGCGCAUCCAUCUCGACAAGUGCGCCAAGAAAGUCCGGAGAACGCUAGCCUCAAUCGGAUGGGACGCAAAGUUGACACAGUGGCUUCACAGCGUUUUGAUUGACAACCUUAGCUCCUCCCUCCUAGCUAUAUAUCUGGACGUCUUACAGACUCUCAAAUCGAAGGUGCCGGCCUUAAUUGAUAAGAUGAUCAGCCUGUCUACUUCCUCCAAUCGCUGCAGUGCCGCCAGCUCUGAAGCCCUGAUGCUGUUGCUGAAAAGGCCGUGGGAUCCCGCCAUUGGAGUUCUUAGUCAACACAAACCGAAGAAGCUCCCCGGAUCUCCACUGUUGGUAGUCACCCCCAGUGGCCCGUCCUUCCCCUCAAUGCCUACGUCGCGCCGGCUGCGCUUCUGGAACGCCCAGUUAGCCAACCUAGGCAAAGUCAUCCCUGUCACUACACACACAGUCAGUGGAGGUAGCAGUGUCGGUAUAGCGCAGUGUUUGGAACACAUGGUGGGCGCUGUGCGAACCAAAGUCAUGGAGUUGAAGAGCCAUUUUCCAAAUCGACCCAUUGUACUUAUCGGUUGGUCAGUUGGAGCUUUGGUGGCCUGCCAUGUCUCUCUUGUCGAACAUGUAACAGCGGUGGUGUGUCUCGGUUUCCCAGUAAUGGGAGUCAAUGGUGCAAGAGGGGGAGUCGACGAACCGCUCCUAGACAGCAAGACCCCGACGCUGUUUGUCGUGGGCCAAGAGUCCAGCGUUUGCACCCAGGACGACAUAGAGAACCUGAGAGAACACAUGCGAGCGGAGACAGGACUUGUGGUGGUCGGAGGAGCAGACGAGAAUCUCAGAAUGUCAAAGAUGAAGAAGCAGCUGGAUGGAGUGACACAGAGCAUGGUGGAUAGAUGCAUUCAGGAUGAAAUCAGUGAAUUCCUCUGCACCACCCUCACUACCUCUAUGAACGACAACUUUGAACGGCCGGAGUUGGAUCUGGACCACCGCAAGAGACGAGACAAGGAUAAAGACAAGGAACGCAAGAAGCGUAUCCACCGGGACUUGUCCCUGGAGCUGAAGGGGAGGAAGGCUCCGUCUGCAGGCAGGGGGCGACGCAGCAGCCUGCCUACUAUGUCCAGUCAGGAGUUUGCGUCAUUCUCCAACACACAACAGAGCCUCCACAAGUCCCAGCCUGAGAAGGGCCUGAAGCCCGGCCAGUCUGCCGGGCCUAGCUUCGGGGAGAAGUACGCCCAUUACCUGGCCAGCAUGGCUUCCAACAAACGAGAGUCUAAACUAGACACACUUCUGAAAGCAGAGGGCACCGCUGAUCAUCAAUCCAAAGAUGGUAAGGCUGGAUCCAGCGGCUCCUACAAGCGCCGACGCAGCAAGAGUCCCACAAGCUCCAAGCGUAAACAGAUCAAGCUGUCCUCCUUAGUUGCCAUGGCAACCAUGGCCGCCGCCUCUUCCUCAUCCUCCCAAGACUCCAUCAAGAGCCAGGAGAAGGCAGCAUCAUCCCAGGGCCUCAACGCCUCUGGUUCGAUCCCUACCACCGUGCCUGGAGUAGCUUCCUCCAGACCAUCUCUCCCGCAAUUGGCUUCCCCCAUCCCGACUUCGUCCCCCUUGGCCAUCACAGCCCCCCAGCUCUCUGGUCUCUUACAGAAGGUCUCAAGCAGCACCGCGGGCAAGAGCAUGACAAACAAAGGCGGAGAACUGCAUUUGGCUGUGACAUCUUCAGGGACUGGCACCAAACUGCAGGGUUCUGCAGGGUCAUCGUCUUCAGGUAUCGAGGGUUUGGGAAGCAACAGCGUAACGUUGGCACAGUUACAGCAGUUGGGCAUCUUGCCCUCGCACAUGGCACCCAGCACGCUGCUACAGGGCUUGAAUUUCAAUAUCCAGCGAGAAAGCUCAAAAUCUCCUGUUCCAAACCCACUUAGCCCAACACCUCUGGAAUCUUUGGGUACACAAACCAGCCAGUCAACGACCACCACUAAGGCUAAGCCAAGGAUGAGCACAGCGGGUAAGGUAGCACAGUCUAAUAGCGGUGUAGCCUCAACCUCAGCCACAGCCUCAGCCUCAGCCUUAUCAGAGCAGACUAUGAACUCAAACCAGUUCCAGGCAGCCGUGCAGCAAGCCGCUCUGGCCAUAGCUGGCAAGAUGAUGGCCAACAGUGGCCAGCUUCCAAGCAGCAGUGCCACAGGAGCCACUCCCACUACCAGCCAGGUAGCUUCCCUGGCAGGUCUUCUAAACAUCCCACAACUCGUGUCGGCUGCUUUGAAGAGUGUGCCACCAGCCACCACAGACAGCUCUGGGCAGGCCACCCUGAGAGCCCUAGAAAGCCUAGCCGAGAGGAAUCAAGAAGCUGCCGCCAGCUGUAAGGACCCUGGGAGUUCCACAGGCCACAUUGUUUCCCCUGAUGUAGCUCUACUGGGCCUCUUUGCCGCUCAAGGAGUGACUUCAACUGGCAAGCCCAGAGGUGCACCUCAGGGCUCAGCAAGAUUGAAAACUACCACAGCCACCGAAUCGCCAAUCCCAGCCAAGAAUGUGAAAAUCGACAAGGAGCAUGAGCAAGCCAUCCAGAAGCUCCAGUUCCAUGAUUUCCCACUCACCACCGUCUCACUGACCUCCUGCGCAUCCAUGGGGACAGUCACCAAAGCCAAAAUUCUGAACGACCUGGAAAAGGGCAAUGUGUCGGCCUUGAGCAGGCUGGAGAAGACCCUUCUUGGCAAGCCUCCAUCAGCCUCCCUCUCACAGCCAGCAACAAUCUCUACCAGCGCUUCUGGAUUAAUAACCCAGAGUCUCAUCUCAGAGGCUUCAUCUUCAACAAUCCCCUCUAACCAGACAUCACAGUCAGCAACCACUCCUACCAGCUCCAAGACUGACAUCAAAGCAACAUCCAUUGGCCCGGCAAAGGCAGGACCCACCACCAGCACCCCAUCUGGGAGCCUCCAGCCCGUGACCAGCACAUCAACCAAGACCAGUUCAGUUCAGGGGACCCUCUCAUCCUCAAUCCCUGCUGAAGUAAGCUCUUUGAAUCAUGGAUUGUCCCAGCCAUCCAGUGUAAGCAGCAGACAAACAACAACAACCAAAGGUACCCCUUUGCUAUCCACUAGCUCCAAGCCAACCACCACAUCAAUCACCAACGUUCCUACUACACCUUCCACCUAUAAGCCUCUGACAAGUAAAUUCCAACCCAAAAAUGUUCAGCUGCCCCAAGUCAAUUUACAGCCAGGUAACAGAAGUGAAAUACCAGGAGAGACAUUUUCCAAGUCUCAAUUCACUGGCAGAUCUUCCCCCGUCGUGAUCAGAUCAGACCUGACCGUAGUGACAGUCAAGAAGGCCAUUAACCAGCCUUCAGCUUUUAAACCGGCUCCCGUGGUUAAGGUCAUCUCUGCCACCAAGCCAGCGGUAAAGGGACCCCACAGCUCUGCCACAUCAUCGGGGGUUACCACAAUCAAUCACCCAACCACAAUUGCAAUUUCCAAGACCAGUGGUGCCGAGACAAAGACCACCCUAGAAUCGUCCACUCAGAAAAUGAUCCCUCUCUCUGCCAUCUCUGGAUCUUCCAAGAUGCUCUCAAAGACUCCUCUGAAGACAGCAGGGGAUGCAGACAUCAAAGCGAAGGAGCAUCAGCCACUGUCUUCAUCAACUUCUAAGACGAGCUCAGGAGAUGCAGGAGGCACAAAGAAUACUCCUCCAGAUUCACCAUCCUCCACAUCCCCCAGUGCCUCUCCUAAGACAGUCGGGCCAGGAGGUGAUGCAGACAACAAGACCAAAGGCAGCCAGGGUGCUCCAUCCACAGUCUACAUGUCGACCCGUACCAGAAGGGUCCGCACACCUCGACAAUAUUCAGACUACACAGAGUAAUGCCAAGUGGUGUUAGCCAGUAUCUUAGAUCUUAUCAUUCUCAAUAGGACAGCAUUCUCAAACUUGGCACCAAUUAGGUUUCUAAUCAUCAAUCCCAUUAGGCACCUUUGGUAAAUGAUAGUUAACAGUAGGUUUCUCAUCUCUGGAAAAAAUAAAUGAAUUAUUUUGGUCAGUUUUACAGACACACACAUCAACUUUGUGCAUAAAUUACUGUUAUACAUGUAGUACCCUUGCUAUCUGUCUAUGGGUUACAUACAACCAUGUCAAAAAUCUAGCAAUGUUCAAAAGUUU
Patiria miniata (bat star) is the source of this 4832-nucleotide messenger RNA. RefSeq names its product KAT8 regulatory NSL complex subunit 3-like. Bases 201 to 4541 code for a protein of 1446 amino acids. Gene Ontology annotation, cellular component: NSL complex. The transcript has 16 exons. The record is from RefSeq and is a predicted model, not a curated record. NCBI's taxonomy places the organism in Eukaryota, Metazoa, Echinodermata, Asteroidea, Valvatida, Asterinidae. Gene Ontology annotation, biological process: positive regulation of transcription by RNA polymerase II.